AAUAAUUGUAAAUGUGAAAGAAGGCAAAGUGCGUGGCUUCAAAACUAAAACAGCGUAUUCCGGAGCGGAGUAUUAUACGUUUCUGGGAGUUCCUUAUGGACAAUCAACAGCUGGCUCGGCUCGUUUCAAACGGUAGGUAGUGGCAGAAUAUUGAAAAGCCUAGCUACUCCGACAUACUCGUAAAUCACUAUUCACUUUGAUUCUGAAAAACUGAUUCAAAACAUGUCUGAAAAAGUAAUUGUGACGGUGAAAGAAGGCAAAGUACGCGGAUUCAAAGCAAAAACUGCGUUUUCUGGAGCGGAGUACUACACGUUUUUUGGAGUUCCUUAUGGACAAUCGACUGCUGGCUCGGCUCGUUUCAAAGAUCCAGUGAAAGUAAAACCAUGGAAAACUGUCUUUGACGCGACAUUUCAAAGGGAAGGUUGUAGACAGUAUUCGUUGCGGAAACACGAGAUAACUGGUUCGGAGGAUUGUUUGUACAAUAACAUUUAUACACCGAAGUUACCGUCAAAGGAAGAGCCUUUGAAAGCGGUCAUGGUGAAUAUUCAUCUAGGAGGAUAUGUUCAUGGCUCACCAGAUCCGUGGUAUUACGGGGCUCCCGAUUACAUAAUGCAUAAAGAUGUCGUAUAUGUAUGCGUUGGAUUUCGAUUGUACCUACUAGGAAAUUUAAAUUUGCAUAUCAAAGGCUGUUCGGGAAGCCAAAUGCUAAAGGAUAUAAUACUUAGUUUACAAUGGAUCAAAGAUAACAUCUGUUUUUUUGGAGGAGAUCCACAUAAUAUAACCUUAAUGGGCAGCAGCAGCGGAGCUGCACUUGUGCAUCUUUUGCUAUUAUCUCCUUUGGCUAAAGGUUUAUACCAUAAAGCGAUUCUAAUGGGAAUGUACAAUUUUAAUCCGGUUUUGGUUAUUCCAUCGGAUCAUGUUUCGACAGCUUACGACUUGGCCGUACUACUUGGAUACGACGGUCAACUAGAUAAUCAUAAGCAGUUGCUUAAUUUUUUCAAGAGCAUAAACUACGAUCGAGUAUUGAUGAUAAGACGCGAUCAACUAGUCAGAAAUAAUGUUACAAUGGAAGUGUACCCUAUUUCUCCUUUUGUGAAUUCGGAAUCAGGAGAAAAUUCUCCUUUACCUGAAUCACUAGAGAAACUCAUCCCAACAACAAAUCGCGUGCCAAUAAUGAUUGGAUUCUGUGAAAAUGAAGCUGCUCCGGCUUUCAUGAAACACGGAGCAUACAAGAAAGCAAUGAGUAAUGGUUUUUAUAAAGUCCUUCAACAGAACUCCUGUGGAUGGGCAGCUGCUCUAAGCGACGACGACCUAAGACUAGUUCAAAAAGAAGUAGAAAUGUUCUACUUGGCGGGCGAGUCUAUAGAACAUGCAUCACAGACAGCUUUAUGCGAAAUUCUAACGGACAUUACCAUGUCUGAUGUUUAUGGCUCACUAAUAAACAUAAUCUCGGAAAAUGAUCUUUCGCCAGUAUAUGUAUAUAAUUUUCUUUUCGAUGGUAAAUUAGAUGGGUUCAAAGCCAAAAUCAAUGCUCGAUUGCAAACGGAAGUAAAAGGUACCUGUCACGCAGCUGACUACACCUAUUGGGCUUACAUCGACGAAUUUGCAGGUAAAACCAUGGCCAACAUACGUUCGAAAGAGCGACAAACAAUAGAAACCCUCACAAGCUUGUUUACAAAUUUUGCAAAAACAUCGAAUCCCAAUUACAAAGAAAUGGGAGUCGAAUGGAAACCCACAACUAUCGAACAUCCGAGUCAUCUAGUUAUCGACGAAUCGCUCCAAGUUAAAGACGAAUUGCUAAAUGGUGAACGAAUGCAAUUCUGGCACAGUUUGAAAGAUAAGUUUAAAAGAUAAUCAGUUAUACCUAAAUGGCGAACGAAUGGGAAUUUGGCACAAAUUGAAAAAUAAAUAUACACAAUAAAUCGCGAUAAAUUAUAAUCUGAAUUAAAAUGAUAGAAUUAUGAUAUUUAAAUAAUUAUGUUUGAUGUAAAAUAUCUGCCCAUUAGGGUACCUCUACCUACGGCUACUUAGGUCACGGAAAAACAAAAUGUUGCAGGAUUUUCACCAUAUUUAGUGGAGAUCUUCAUUUUUUUAGUUGAGACAAUUGGUGAUGGUUUCAAACCAUUUAGGAGCCUACAGCGGAUUUUUGAAUUCCACAGUUUUCAAAAUAAUAUCAUUAUCAGUGUAAAAAUAAAAUU
Planococcus citri (citrus mealybug) is the source of this 2198-nucleotide messenger RNA. Its product is annotated as esterase FE4-like. The transcript is spliced from 11 exons. Gene Ontology annotation, molecular function: serine hydrolase activity. The record is from RefSeq and is a predicted model, not a curated record. Bases 223 to 1854 code for a protein of 543 amino acids. Lineage: Eukaryota; Metazoa; Arthropoda; Insecta; Hemiptera; Pseudococcidae.